AAUACAAAGUGCAUAAAAUUUACGCUAACUUAAAGUUAAUUACUAAUUAAAUUCCCCUGCAAGCUGCUGCUGCGUCCCUAGCGAAGAGAAACGAAAUUCGUGUGAACCAGGGAGGCCUGACAAUUCCACUCGAUUGGGACAUAAAAUUAUACAGUUUCAGUUUAUAAAAUUCCUGCGGCAUUUUGGCGAUUUUUAAGUUGAUUAAACUACAUUUGAAUAUUGCAAAACUGUCACUAAAAGCUUAUAAAAUUGGCAAGAUAACUAAGCAUAACUCAAAGAUGCCGCCAGCGUCUGCGGUGAACAAUAACAAUGCGGCUGUGCAAGCGGCAGCUGCGGAGAGAGCAGAAAAACUACGAGGGUCACUCAAAGGCUUCAUUUUAGCAGACCGACAGCGCAGACAGGAGGAGUAUGAAAGACAGUGUGAGGAGUUGCGUGUGCGACGGGAGCGGGAAGCACAAGAGCGUGAGAAUAACUUGUCGCUGGAGGAUACACGUGGACAGAUAACCAGACUGGAUGAGCAACUGGCCGAUUUGCAUCAGAAGAAGCAUCAACUGGUGGUGCAGCUCAAGAAGGUGCUAAACGACGACGAGACGCGCAAGAAACUGGCCAAGGAGAACGAAUUGCUUGCCCUACAGCAAGCCCAGAUGAUGCAGCAUGUGUCCACGGCACAAGUGUUUUUGCCACCUGUGCGCCUGCAGCACCAUCAACUGCCCAUGCUCCAAAAGCCACCACCUGGCAGUCAAUCCACGUCUGUGAAGCGUGGACGCAGUCCCUCGCCUCCAAGUCAGCAUCAGCAUCAGGCUUAUUACAAGAGUCCCGCCAGCUAUGCGCCACAACAACAACAGAAACACGAUGACUACCGUCGUGCCGCGGACUAUGCUAAAAUGUCAUGGAACAAGCAAACGGCACAGUAUCCGAGCACAGGCACCCUGUUUUAUCAGACCACCGCAGCGGCGCCAACAACACAGCAUCAGGCAGACGCACGUCUACAGUCCAUAUAUAACUAUAGUCUGCCGCUGAGACCGGCAUACCAUGUGGAGCUACAAGCUGGUCCAAGUGCCACGGUUAGCAAGGCACCUGGAUCACAGUCACCGUCACCUAAAACGCAGCCGAUGCAGGUGCUGCACAUCAAUCUGGAUCAACCGCCCAUUUCACAGGCUGAUCUGGUGCAGGUUCAGUCCGGCGCCGGCAGUCUAUCCGUGCAAACGUCCAAGCCGCAGGUGACCAUGGAAAAGCUACCGGAUCGCUAUCACAUUGAGGUCAAACAUGAUGGUCCACCCCAGGGUCAUGUGCCACCGCCACCGCAUUUGCUGUCCGAAGGUGUGAUUUACAAGCCACAUUUGGGUGAGCUAUCGCUGCAUCCCAAUGUCUUGCAGAUUAGCACUAGUGCGGCACAGAAUCCAAAGUCAACUGGAAGCAUUACACAAGGCUAUGCGCCAGGACGCGGAGCUAGUGCCUAUGAUCAGCAAUUGGCCAGGCAACAAUUGUCCAUGUUGCCCGGACAACCGGGCUCUGGGUCCGGCUCCGGGCAGCCGCCUCAUGGCCAACAGCUGCAGUACUCGCGCCGCUUAUAUUAAUUCCGAUUACAUUAAGGUACAUUUGUAUCUGCUAAGCUCACAUGUAAUUUUACGAUUUUAACCGGACAUGAUUUUUGAUUUUUGACUAAGCUGCUUUGCAGCAGCACAGAAUAAAAAGCACACAACUAUGGCGUCCCUAUUUUCCAA
Drosophila innubila is the source of this 1724-nucleotide messenger RNA. RefSeq names its product G protein pathway suppressor 2. The transcript is spliced from 6 exons. Gene Ontology annotation, molecular function: transcription coregulator activity. Gene Ontology annotation, biological process: regulation of transcription by RNA polymerase II. Gene Ontology annotation, cellular component: transcription regulator complex. The record is from RefSeq and is a predicted model, not a curated record. NCBI's taxonomy places the organism in Eukaryota, Metazoa, Arthropoda, Insecta, Diptera, Drosophilidae. Bases 279 to 1577 code for a protein of 432 amino acids.